Messenger RNA from Alternaria arborescens, 231 nucleotides. RefSeq lists its product as hypothetical. Lineage: Eukaryota; Fungi; Ascomycota; Dothideomycetes; Pleosporales; Pleosporaceae. The record is from RefSeq and is a predicted model, not a curated record. The coding region runs from base 1 to 231 and encodes 76 amino acids. The transcript has a single exon.
AUGUCCCCGAACGGCCCAGAAGCCAUUCCUCAUGCCAUCGCGAACUUCUUCGUCACCAAACUCACAGAAGCCACCCUACGGGUUCAAGAGAAGAACACCGAGAGGAAACAGAAGACGCUACGCCAGGCUGAAGAUGACGCGAACCGCGAGGCUAUCGCUAUACGCCGGCGACAGAUGGGUGAUAUCGAUGAUGAGAAUAGGAGCCUGAUGGGAGAUCGGGAGGCCGAGUAG